UCACACAAUCUAAACAAUCAUCCAAAGCUAAGCAAAGCACCUCCUAAAGUAGAAACCGCAAAACUUUCUAAGUAUAGUAUCCAUCACUUGCAUUCCAACAGUUCAUUCCAAUUCUCCACCCUCGUCAACUUGUAAACUAAAUCAAAAACAAAGACUCUGCUGCUUUGUGUUUCUCUUUCAAUGGGAGCUUGUUUCACAAAAGCCUUUUGGUGCUCUGAGUCUCAUGAAAUCCCCAUUUCAUCCUCUUUUGAUUACUCUCCCCCUCACCAACACUAUCCCAUUCCGGUGUCAUUUGAGCCAUUCACUUAUCCAGCUCAAACAUCACCGAGAAUCGGGCCUAUUUUACGCAAGCCUUGCGUGGAUAUAUCAACACUGUAUGUUCUUGAUAAAGAACUGGGGCGUGGUCAGUUUGGAAUAACUUAUCUUUGUACAGAAAAGGCCACCAGUUUGAAGUUUGCAUGUAAAGCGAUUUCUUUAAGGAAGCUUGUGAGUCAGAAAGAUAAGGAUGAUGUGAGGAGGGAGAUUUUGAUUUUACAGCAUAUGACUGGACAGCCUAAUAUAGUUGAGUUCAGAGGGGCUUAUGAGGAUGAUAAGAAUUUGUAUUUGGUGAUGGAGUUGUGUUCUGGAGGUGAAUUGUUUGACAGGAUUAUUGCCAGAGGGAGUUAUAGUGAGAAAGAGGCUGCGACGAUUGCUAGGCAAAUUGUGAAUGUCAUUCAUGCUUGCCAUUUUAUGGGGGUUAUUCAUAGGGACUUGAAGCCUGAGAAUUUCUUGCUGGUUAGUCGCGCUGAGGAUUCUCCGUUAAAGGCUACAGAUUUCGGGCUCUCUGUCUUCAUUGAGGAAGGAAAAUUCUACAGAGAUGUAGUCGGAAGUGCUUACUAUGUAGCCCCGGAGGUUCUAAGAAGGAAAUAUGGGAAGGAGAUAGACGUGUGGAGUGCUGGAGUCAUUUUAUACAUUCUUUUAAGUGGAGUACCUCCUUUCUGGGCAGAAACUGAGAAAGGCAUAUUCAGCGCAAUUUUGCAAGGCCAUGUUGAUUUUGAGAGCUCUCCUUGGCCAUCUAUAUCUUCCGGGGCCAAGGAUCUUAUUAAGAAAAUGUUGACGAUGGAUCCAAAAUUGAGGAUAUCAGCUGCACAGGCGCUAGAACAUCCAUGGCUCAAGGAAGACGGUGAAGCAUCAAGCAAACCUAUUGAUAGUGCUGUAUUAAUCAGAUUAAAGCAGUUCAGAGCGAUGAACAAGCUGAAAAAGCUCGCUCUCAUGGUUAUUGCGGAGAACCUUUCAGAAGAAGAAAUCAAGGGCUUAAAACAGAUGUUCAAUAAUAUGGACACAGAUGGAAGUGGUACAAUCACUUAUGAGGAACUUAAAACCGGACUAUCUAAGCUGGGGUCAAAGCUGAGCGAGGCAGAAAUACAACAGCUGAUGGAAGCUGCUGAUGUUGAUAACAAUGGGACUAUCGACUAUAUUGAAUUUGUUACUGCUACAAUGCAUCGGCAUAGGCUUGACAAGGAUGAAAAUUUGCACAAGGCAUUUCAGUAUUUUGAUAAGGAUAACAGUGGGUUUAUUACAAGAGAUGAGUUGAGACAUGCUAUGACUGAAUAUGGCAUGGGGGAUGAUGCUACGAUAGACGAAGUCCUCAACGACGUUGAUACUGAUAAGGAUGGGAGAAUCAACUAUGAGGAGUUUGAGACGAUGAUGAGGAAGGGCACACUUGAUCAUAAUGUACAAAAAAAAGAAUUGUAGUUAAUUUUCCCAAGUCUUCCCAGGAUUUUAAUCAACGUUUGAUGUGUUUUAUCUUGUCAAUCCUGUACAGAGUAAUAGUAAUAUGUUUAUUUGCACUGUACAGCUCCUGUAAUAACACUUCUUGCGCCUCUUUACUGAAGAGCCCACGUCUACUGGGUCACAGAAUUCUGAAAACAUAUUUCAUUU
Messenger RNA from Daucus carota subsp. sativus, 1920 nucleotides. RefSeq names its product calcium-dependent protein kinase 29. The transcript has 8 exons. Gene Ontology annotation, molecular function: ATP binding; calcium/calmodulin-dependent protein kinase activity; calmodulin binding. Gene Ontology annotation, biological process: peptidyl-serine phosphorylation; intracellular signal transduction; protein autophosphorylation. NCBI's taxonomy places the organism in Eukaryota, Viridiplantae, Streptophyta, Magnoliopsida, Apiales, Apiaceae. Gene Ontology annotation, cellular component: nucleus; cytoplasm. The record is from RefSeq and is a predicted model, not a curated record. The coding region runs from base 181 to 1734 and encodes 517 amino acids.